Pelodiscus sinensis (Chinese soft-shelled turtle) is the source of this 2541-nucleotide messenger RNA. NCBI's taxonomy places the organism in Eukaryota, Metazoa, Chordata, Testudines, Trionychidae. The record is from RefSeq and is a predicted model, not a curated record.
CAGGCGUGAGCUCUUAAUAAGUUUAAAAGGCAGAGCCGCAGCGGUGUUAGCUCCCUCUGUGACUCUGCAAUUUCCCCCCAUUAUCAACUAAUCGACUAGUUGAUGAAAUUUCUAGUUAAUUAGUUGAUUAAACGCCAUUUAAUAUCCCUACACACAAUAUCUGUGGGCUCAUCAUUAUCAUUCUCAGCUUCACUCCAGGUAAAAAACAAGCAAACAACACUUGAAAUAUGUAGCAUAUAGUCUAACAAGAAAGUAGUGAUUGAAGUGCAGAGCGUCUCAAUCAAAACUGCCAGUUUCUCGUUGAGUCAUGUCAAAGUAAAAGGAUGAAGAAGAUAAAGUGUGCUUUCCUGCUUUAUAUAUCUUAGUAAGAAGAAACCAGAAUCCUAGCACAGACUUUGAAAGCAGCACCAUUCAGAAACAGAGGAAAGAACUCCAGUUAUUAGUAGCAGAACUGAAAGAUCGUGAUAAGGAACUUAAUGACAUGGUUGCAGUGCAUCAAAGGCAGCUAUUAGCCUGGGAAGAUGAUCGACAAAAAAUACUGACUCUGGCAGAACGAUGCAGCAGGCUAGAAAACGAACUACACAAGAGAAAUGAGAUGAUAAGAACAUUAACCAAAAGAUUAAAGCUCUUAGAGUCUCAGCAAAAUGAUCGUAGGAUAACACUUGAAAAUACUCAACAGAAGCUUCAGGAACUGUCUCAAAAAGCAACCGAUACAACUCUUCAUUGUCAGGUCCUGGAGGAGAAAAAUCAAAGUCUCAACUGUUCAGUGUUGGAGCUGUCUGCUAAAAUAGGCCAGUUACAAGCUAGGGAACAGGAACUCGUUACAAUGCUAAAGCUAAAGGAUAAAGAUAUACUUGAAGCAACCAAUCAUAUUACUGAAUUUACAUCUAACUUUAAAAAACUGGAAAAUGCAUUGAGGGCAGCUAAAAUGGGGGAAUCCAGUAUCAGCAGAGAGAGGCAGGAUUUCAAACUGACACUGAAACAACUAACAUUUGAAAUGAAUAAAUUAAAAGAUGAUCUCAGUGAAAAAACGAAAGAAAAUAAUGAGCAGCGGGAAGAAAUUAUACGUCUCAAACAAGAAAAUAACUACUUGAAGAAUGAGCUUGUACUUAAUGCUGAGAAAGCAAAUAGACAAGAUCAGCUUCUUCAAUCUGCCAAAUCUAAACAAGUCCGAACUGACACAGAACUGUCCAAUUUGCGGCAGAUCUAUGUAAAACAACAGCAUGAUCUGCAAUUUCUUCAUUUCAACUUGGAGAAUUCUCAGGAAUUAUGGCAGAAACACAAGGGGGAGGUGCACGGAUCAAAUGAAGAACACGUGGAUCUGAAUUCCUUUUAUUUGGACUCUCCCUGUUGUAUGACGUCCACUCAGAAGAAAGAUGGGCCCCAGAAAUGUGAGAAAUUCUUCGAUGCAGACCUCCCUUCAGAGAUUAGUAACUUGUCAGUGAUUCAGCCAGAAAAUAAGUGCACCAGUCCUACUAUCAAUUAUGACUCCUGUUCGCCAACAAGUAAGCUCCAGCGUUUGCUGGCUGAGUCUCGACAGAUGGUUGCUGAUCUGGAGCUUAGCACCCUGCUCCAUAUUGCCCCUUCUUGCAGUCAUAACAGCAGCAGUAUUAAUACGACAACAGAGUUUACAGAAGAAGCUAUUUGCAAAGCACACCUGCCAGCCAUGGGAGAAAGUGAUAGAAAACUUUCACUGUUUUCUUUAUGAUCUUUGAUGCCUUGGAUUUUGUUUGGAAAAAAGAAAGACAAUAUCCUUACUAUCUGCCAGGAACAAAGCAGAUGUCUUUAUUAAUUAAAAUAUAUUUUGGAAACGGAAGAUCAUUACUACAUAUAAGUUACAAUGGACAGAUACUAAACAUUUGGCCAUACUUCUCAUGAAUGUUUGAUAAUUCUACAAGUGUCAAAAACAUACGACAAUAUGCUGGAAUGUAUUCUGUGUUGUUGAACCAUAACUUAGAAUUGUGCUAAAUAAGAUGGAGAAGCAACUGCUUUUUUAUAGCUCAGUACUCAGGCUCAAUUGGUAGCCUGCUUUUUUAAAAGAAAUAUUAAAUGUGUAAUUAUUUACUCCAUAAAGGUUACUUUUUAAAAUAUAGAAUUAUUUUUCUUACUACUUCCAUAGUUGUGCAUAAAUGUAUAACAGUCAAGUAUUUAUUCCUAUUAGUCGAUUGUUUUAAUUCUGAACAUUUUGCCAUGUAAAUAGAUUGGAAUAAUGUUUAUAGGAACUUGCUAAUUAGUGCAGUAACUAAGAUAUACUGCCUACCUGGCUGAAAUUUACAAUAUCCUUCACCCAUAAAGAUGGGCAAAAUAAUGGUUUAUGGUCUAUUUAUUCUAACACAAGCUUCUUGCAAGAUCACAAGUUGAUAUGGACAUUUUAGCAGUAUAUGAUAAUAGCAAUUAAUUUAAUGUGCACAGUCUUUUUAAAAUAUUUUAACUAUAGUUUGUGUGUCUGUGAUCUCUGAAAAAGUAGAAAGGAUCCAUUAUUGCAUUUGAAAAUGCUUUUAAUGAAAAAGGCCAUACAACCUAAUAAAUACCAUGCUUUCA